CCUGUAUUCGAGAAACAUUGUACUAAAAUGGAGUGUAAUAAAAACAUGUACCGGUACGUUGAAAAAACUAUCGAUAUAAAAUGGAAAUUAUUUCGUAGUAUUUUGUAUUCUUUCGGUUUCGAAAGAAAAAUUAAAAUGGAUUUCAUGGUUUUCGCCGUGUUCGCGUUAUUGACCAAUUAUUGUUUUAUCGAUGGAUGUAGAUCGAAAGAAACCUCGCUGAAAAUUAACAUCGAAGGACACUUGAAAAAAUCUAAAUCCGUCGAACCACAUAGCUCGUUCGAAAGUAAUUCAGAAACUGUACACGCUGCAGCGCAACAAGUCCCAGUACUAUAUCCAUAUCCGUACCCCGUACCUGGAGUCUAUUACCCCACAGCAAACACCGGAAACAUCGAGUUCGAAAGAGUACCGGAAAUUUUCCAGUCUCAAAAUACUCAAUUCAUAGAGACAAUCUCUCCGCCACAAUCAGCACCGGCUGUGAUUCCAGUUCCUAUACCUGUUGGAGGUGUUCACACCGAACCUUAUAGUCCAUAUCAGCCAACGAAUGUGUCUCCAACUCAAGAACAAAAUGUCCAACCUGUUUUGGUAAAUCCGAUCGCUACUCCUGAACCAGAUAGAAGACAAGACUUUGGUACAACUACAGUAUCAAUAGGUGGUUCCGCAGGUGCUCAUAGUUUCAGUGACUCUCAAUAUUAUCAGCCUGGUUUUGGAAGACCACCACAGCCUCAGCAGCCAUCCCCGCAAUAUAACGCGUGUCAAAACAAACAAUGCAGACCCGGCUCCAAAUGUGUACUAAGACGUAACCCAAAUUGUCCCAGAUGCUCGUUGAUCCCAGUCUGCGUCGACCCUUGCGAAACAGUCCGUUGUGCUUCAGGGUAUAUUUGCAAAGCUGAAGUAGGUCACUGUGGUACACCUUACUGCGAGCCAAGAGCCAUUUGCAAAGAUCCUUGCCAAGGACUAUCUUGUCCCGGAAACGAUAACUGUACAUUGAUCUCAUUACCGUGUACAACGUCCUGUGAUCCGGUCCCGAUCUGUGGACGGGAUCCUUGUGAAACGACAACGUGUCCUUUAGGUCAAGGAUGCUAUUUACAAGAACAUUUCUGCUCCAGACCGCCUUGUAGGGUGGAAGCGGUAUGCAGAGAUCCUUGUAAAGGAAUCGUAUGCGGUCCGAAUGAAUUCUGUUAUACCGAAGACGUAACCUGUAUUAAAGCUCCUUGCAAUCCGAUUCCUUAUUGUAAAAAUCCUUGCGAAUCGUUAUCGUGUCCUGUAGGGCAACAUUGCGAAUUGGAACAAGCGUUUUGUAUACGGACACCUUGCAAUCCUAUUGCUACGUGUAAGAGGCAAGUACGUAAAAUAUUUGCUCGUGACUAUGAUUAAUUAAAUAGGUAGGUACUUAUUGUAAUUUUUUAUACUUUUUUUUGUCAACUAAUUAAAUAAAUAAAUGUAAGUAUACUUAAUCGAUCA
This is a messenger RNA of Planococcus citri (citrus mealybug), 1461 nucleotides long. RefSeq lists its product as uncharacterized. The record is from RefSeq and is a predicted model, not a curated record. Bases 28 to 1374 code for a protein of 448 amino acids. NCBI's taxonomy places the organism in Eukaryota, Metazoa, Arthropoda, Insecta, Hemiptera, Pseudococcidae. The transcript has 3 exons.